UGUGCAACUCUGCUUCAACGUUGCGCGGUACCGUCACUGUCGUCCGUGACCGUGUCUCUAUGAGUUGUCCUUCCAGCGAAGAAAUGCCGAAGAAGAUUAGGGCUCAAAGCAGGAUUCCGUCUCAGUCAGUCUCUCAUCGAUUCUUACCUCUGCUCUGAUGAAUUUCUGAGACCAGCAAACAAUUUGUUUCCCCUCUUCCUCUUGUUUAUUCUAUUUUGGUGCUUGAUUGCUUUCUCCAUGGAUGAGACCUACACGAAUCUUCCUACUAGCCAUUUGCUUGGCUCAGUCCCUGCUGUAAUCAGUGAAGAGAAGAAUUUCGUGGAGCAAGAAAUGCCGGAAGCAAGUAUGCAGACAUUCCCUCCAAAUAAUGGGGGGGACAGAGGGAGAGGUUAUCAAACUCUUGAAAGUCCAAGUGAUUCUCAGCCGCAACCAUCAAAUGACUGGAAGGGAUUUUUUAGUAUUUCAUCUUACACCCAAUAUUUCAAUGUUGAUACAGACAUUGUUUUGAAUAGAUUGAUUAGUUCCUUGUAUCCCAUUGGUGGAGACUUUACUAGCAAGAUUGAUGCAAACCCUGAUCUAUAUGGGCUUGUGUGGAUCACCACUACAUUAGUCUUUUCCCUUGCCUCACUUGGAAACUGUGCGACCUUCCUCAUGCAAAAGCAUAGUGAUAACGGUACUGCAUGGAGCUUUGAUGUCAGCUAUGUGAAUGUGGCAGCUGGGUCUGUUUAUGGUUACGCGAUCGUGGUGCCUAUGGCAUUUUACUUUUUGCUCCAGUACUUGGGGUCAAAUUCUAGCCUCAUAAGAUUUUGGUGCUUGUGGGGAUACUCUCUGUUCAUUUUUAUUCUGGCAUCGUUUUUGUUGCUCAUCCCGGUUGAAAUUCUGCGCUGGUUCAUUAUACUCGUUUGUGGUGCUGCCUCAUCAAGUUUUGUUACUUUGAACCUGAGGUCCUAUAUUGAGGGAAAUGAUCUUUCGGUUCUGGUAGUUGCUGCAUUUGUCUUGCAAAUGGCUUUGGCAAUCUUCAUCAAAAUGUGGUUCUUUCCUUGAGCAAGCUCACUCGGGCUUUUGCUGCCUUCAGACCAUCUAUGUUCGAUGUCUUUGAGUGCUGACCUCUUAACUAAAGAAUGAUUUCCUCUUGGUUGGUGUUGGAAGUUCUGGGUCCCUGUAUUUGUGUGGUGAAUGAAGGCAUCGACAGAAAAGAACGUCGACAGUCAUAAUUUUUAUAAUUGGUAGUGAUGGUUUUGUCGUACCAAGGAUCUCUAACUUGCUCAGUGUACUGUUUGCAGAGUUCUCUGAUGGCCUUUCCUCUUUAUGGAUUUUGUUUGAGGAGAGCGGAAUCUGUUGGUUUUCUUUAAUUUUGAAUUUUCAUCCAUGAUAUUCCACUCAAACACUAGAUGUCAAUGUAAAUAGAUGUUGAAGCAUGUACUUUGUUGUAAUUGAACUGAAUAUAACCUUCAAAACAGGCCUCUUUCUUAAGAUU
Messenger RNA from Momordica charantia (bitter melon), 1477 nucleotides. Its product is annotated as Integral membrane Yip1 family protein. Gene Ontology annotation, cellular component: membrane; Golgi apparatus. Gene Ontology annotation, molecular function: small GTPase binding. Gene Ontology annotation, biological process: vesicle-mediated transport. NCBI's taxonomy places the organism in Eukaryota, Viridiplantae, Streptophyta, Magnoliopsida, Cucurbitales, Cucurbitaceae. The record is from RefSeq and is a predicted model, not a curated record.